This is a messenger RNA of Linum tenue, 567 nucleotides long. The record is from the annotation of a GenBank genome assembly. Lineage: Eukaryota; Viridiplantae; Streptophyta; Magnoliopsida; Malpighiales; Linaceae.
AUGCCAAAUGAGAGAGGGGGUGAUUUAUUGAUUUACCCACAGUGCCGUCGUUCUGGCUGCGCCCACGCCAUCGAAGUCACCCUCACCACCCUCGCCCGACCCGGAUCCAACAUCCUCCUCCCCCGACCCGGCUACCCAUACUACGACGCCUGCGCCGCCAACAGAAACCUCGAGGUCCGCCACUACGGCCUCCUCUCCGACCACGGCUGGGAGGUCGAUCUGGACACCGUCGAGUCCUUGACCGACCACAACACCGCCGCCAUCGUCAUCGUCAACCCGGGGAACCCUUGUGGGAACGUCUACAGCUACGAGCACCUCAAGAAGAUCGUCGAGACGGCCAGAAAGCUAGGGAUUUUAGUGAUCGCCGACAAGGUCUAUGGGCACCUCGCGUUCGGAUCCAAUCCGUUUGUGGCGAUGGGGGUUUUUGGGUCGAUUGCGCCGGUUAUCACGCUCGGGUCGAUUUUGAAGAGGUGGAUUGUUCCUAGGUGGAGGCUCGGGUGGCUGGUGAUAAGCGAUCCCAACAACGUCGUUCUGGCGGCGGCGGCUCUACUGUGGGUAAAUCAAUAA